GCGAGUCAGGCCAGCGGACGAGGACGAGGAGAAGCUCAGCGGCUUCUCCAUCCUCCUCUCACCUUACUGCUGCACCCACCCCCGAGCGCCCCGCCCCGCCCCUCGCCCUUAUAGUGGGUCCCCGCGCCUCUCAGCCUCAGACUCUCCCCGGCGAAGCGCCAGGCUGCAGCGCUGGUGGAUCCAGGGCUGUGGCCGGAGGAGCAGAGUGAGGCUGCUGCUGCGCCCCCCAUGAUGGGGGGCAGCCCGGCCCUAGCCUCGGUCGCUGCCGACCUCCACCAUCGCCCACGCCGCGUCUGCCAGCUCCCACCGCUAGUGCUGCCGGUGCUGCUGCUGCUGCUGACACUGCUGCCCGGACGCCCUGCCCUCCUCACCUCGAAGGCAACAUGAAGGAAAUUCAGGGACACGGCGGGAACUCUCCCUUCUGUACCCGCCUCAACGACUCUUAUUCCGGCAUGUGGGCGCCGGAGGCACAGAGCAACCUCACACGCCCCCCUGGGCCGGGUGAGGACUGCGGGUCCGUGUCGGUGGCCUUCCCGCUCACCAUGCUGAUCACCGGCUUUGUGGGCAACGCGCUGGCCAUGCUACUGGUGUCGCGGAGCUACCGGCGUCGGGAGAGCAAGCGCAAGAAGUCGUUCCUGUUGUGCAUUGGCUGGCUAGCGCUCACUGACCUGGUUGGGCAGCUGCUUACGAGCCCGGUGGUCAUUUUGGUAUACCUGUCCAAGCAGCGCUGGGAGCAGCUCGACCCGUCGGGGCGCCUGUGCACCUUUUUCGGUCUGACCAUGACUGUCUUUGGGCUCUCCUCGCUUUUCAUCGCCAGUGCUAUGGCUGUCGAGCGGGCGCUGGCCAUCCGUGCGCCACACUGGUACGCAAGCCACAUGAAGACACGCGCCACUCGCGCCGUGCUGCUGGGUGUAUGGCUGGCGGUGCUUGCCUUCGCCCUGCUGCCAGUGCUGGGUGUGGGCCAGUACACCAUCCAGUGGCCUGGGACAUGGUGCUUCAUCAGCACCAAACAAGGGGGCAAUGGGACUAGCCCCUCACACACCUGGGGUAACCUUUUCUUUGCCUCCACUUUCGCCUUCCUGGGCCUCUUGGCGCUGGCUGUCACCUUCGCCUGCAACUUGGCCACCAUUAAGGCCCUGGUGUCACGAUGUCGAGCAAAGGCGGCAGCAUCGCAGUCCAGUGCCCAGUGGGGCCGGAUCACGACUGAGACGGCCAUCCAACUCAUGGGCAUCAUGUGCGUGCUUUCGGUCUGCUGGUCACCCCUACUGAUAAUGAUGUUGAAAAUGAUCUUCAAUCAGACAUCUGUUGAGCACUGCAAGACACACACAGGAAAAGAGAAAGAGUGCAACUUCUUUUUGAUAGCUGUUCGCCUGGCUUCACUGAACCAAAUAUUGGAUCCCUGGGUUUAUCUGCUGCUAAGAAAGAUCCUUCUUCGAAAGUUUUGCCAGGUAGCAAAUGCUGUCUCCAGCUGCUCUAAUGAUGGACAGAAAGGGCAGCCUAUCUCAUUAUCUAAUGAAAUAAUACAGACAGGAGCAUGAAAGAGAACACUUCAUCAACUGACAUGUUCAUAGCUUUUGGAAACAAAGAUCCCUAAAUACUGUGAAUUUGGACAUAUCUGGCAUGCCAGUGUUUAUCCAAUGAUGUGGAAUAUUUGGUAUAAUGCUAAAUGAUUUCAGAAACAUAGAUAAUCCUUUAUGUGCCAAAAAUACUGAAACAUAAACAAGAGAAAACAUACUAAUAACAGUCUAGUGGUUUUUGAAUCCCUGCCAUAUGCAGUUGAAUAUGUGGUUAUUUAUGUGAUGAAAUCAUUUUUAUUUAUGUUCUUGGCAUAGUUUGUACAUGAAGGAUUUAACCCCACAUAUCAUUGGAGACAACGGGAUAGUACUUUGCUUUCACUCUAGGACAUUGGUCUUGUGUGUUCUCUUUCAUUGUCUCCCAAUUUUCAUUUUUUUUUUUUUUUUUGCUCUUACAUUAAAAGUUUAAUUAGGACAGAAAUAUGUAUUAUAUAUUCACAAUAGUAAUUGAUAGUGAUAUUAUUUAAGUAUUGCUCAAUAUACCAAGUCGGUUACUACCCUUCCAAAAUUGACUGGUCAGGUUGGAAGUUAGGUUUGUUCCUUAUCUGAGAAGAACUUACUACAUUUAUUCCAAAUAUGGUAGAGUUUGUGACUACUCAACUUGCUAAAUAUUCUUUCAUCUCAGUACAUCUUGCAUUCCUGUAAGCCUUGAGGAGAUUCAUGAAACUGAUCUGUGAGAAUCAGUGAAGUGAUUUUUUUUCAGAAUGCUAUUUAAGGAUUGAUUUGGGCACUAAAUAUAGAAG
Messenger RNA from Ochotona princeps (American pika), 2317 nucleotides. RefSeq names its product prostaglandin E receptor 3 (gene PTGER3). The record is from RefSeq and is a predicted model, not a curated record. NCBI's taxonomy places the organism in Eukaryota, Metazoa, Chordata, Mammalia, Lagomorpha, Ochotonidae. The coding region runs from base 384 to 1538 and encodes 384 amino acids. Gene Ontology annotation, biological process: inflammatory response; negative regulation of gastric acid secretion; positive regulation of cytosolic calcium ion concentration. Gene Ontology annotation, cellular component: plasma membrane. The transcript is spliced from 2 exons. Gene Ontology annotation, molecular function: prostaglandin E receptor activity.